CUGUGCUGCGCUGCGCUCGGCCGCGUUCCCGGGCUGGGCUGGGCCGGGCCGGGCCGGGCCGGGCGCCGCCGCCGCCCGCUCGCCGGGAUGGCGGUGGAGGAGGAGGGUCUGCGCGUCUUCCAGAGCGUCAAGAUCAAGAUCGGUGAAGCCAAGAAUCUGCCCACAUACCCUGGGCCCGGCAAGCUGCGAGACUGCUACUGCACUGUGAACCUGGACCAGGAGGAGGUCUUCAGAACCAAGGUGGUGGAGAAGUCCCUGAGUCCCUUCUACGGCGAGGAUUUCUACUGCGAGAUUCCACGAAGCUUCCGCCACCUGGCCUUCUACAUCUUCGACAGGGAUGUCUUCCGACGGGACUCCAUCAUCGGAAAAGUGGCCAUCCAGAAGGAAGACUUGCAGAAGUACCACAACAGGGACACCUGGUUCCAGCUGCAGCACGUGGACGCUGACUCCGAGGUGCAGGGGAAAGUCCACCUGGAGCUACGUCUCAGUGAGGUCAUCACUGACACAGGUGUCGUCUGCCACAAGCUAGCUGCACGCAUCCUGGAGUGCCAGGGCCUCCCCAUUGUGAAUGGGCAGUGUGACCCCUAUGCCACCGUGACACUGGCAGGGCCUUACAGGUCAGAGGCCAAGAAGACCAAGGUGAAGAAGGAAACCAACAACCCGCAGUUUGAUGAAGUGUUUUAUUUUGAGGUCACCAGGCCCUGCAGCUAUAGCCGCAAGUCACACUUCGACUUUGAGGAAGAGGAUGUGGACAAGCUUGAAAUCCGGGUCGACCUCUGGAAUGCCAGCAACUUGAAAUUCGGAGACGAGUUCUUGGGAGAGCUCAGGAUUCCCCUGAAGGUUCUGCGCCAGUCCAGCACAUAUGAAGCCUGGUACUUCCUGCAGCCCCGAGACAGCGGCAGUAAAAACCUCAAGCCCGGUGAUCUGGGCUCUCUGCGCCUGAACGUGGUCUACACAGAAGACCACGUCUUUGCCUCGGACCACUACCAACCCCUGCGGGACCUGCUGCUCAAGUCUGCAGACGUGGAGCCUGUCUCAGCGUCGGCCGCACACGUCCUGGGCGAGGUCUGUUCAGGGAAGCAGGAGGCUGCAGUCCCUCUGGUGCGGCUCUUUCUCCACUAUGGCCGGAUCGUGCCCUUCAUCAGUGCUAUCGCCAAUGCUGAGAUUAGGCGCACCCAGGACCCCAACACCAUUUUCCGAGGAAACUCGCUGACGUCUAAGUGCAUCGAUGAGACCAUGAAGCUGGCGGGGAUGAACUACUUGCACGUCACCCUGAAGCCCACCAUUGACGAGAUCCUUCAGAGCCACAAGCCCUGUGAGAUUGACCCCGUGAAGCUGCGAGAUGGCGAGAGCCUUGAAAGCAACAUGGAGAACCUGCGGCAGUAUGUGGACCGGGUCUUCGGCGCCAUCACUAAGUCAGGUGUCAGCUGUCCCACGGUUAUGUGUGACAUUUUCUUUUCUCUUCGUGAGGCAGCUGCCAAGCGCUUCCAAGAUGACCUGGAUGUGAAGUACACGGCUGUGAGCAGCUUCAUCUUCCUGCGGUUCUUUGCACCUGCCAUCCUCUCCCCGAAUCUCUUCCAGCUCACACCCCAUCACACGGACCCACAGGUGUCGAGGACCCUGACACUCGUCUCCAAGACCAUCCAGACCCUGGGCAGCCUGUCCAAGGGCAAGGCCGCCAGCUUCAAGGAAUCAUACAUGGCUGCGUUCUACGACUUCUUCAACGAGCAGAAGUAUGCCGAUGCCGUCAGGAAUUUCUUAGACUUGAUCUCAUCAUCUGGGAGGAGGGACCCCAAGAGUGUGGAGCAGCCCAUCCUGCUCAAGGAAGGGUUCAUGAUCAAGAGGGCACAAGGACGAAAGCGCUUUGGCAUGAAGAAUUUUAAGAGGCGAUGGUUCCGCCUGACGAACCAUGAAUUUACCUACCAGAAAAGCAAAGGAGACUCACCGCUGUACAGCAUCCCCAUUGAGAACAUCCUGGCUGUGGAGAAGCUUGAGGAGGAAUCCUUCAAGAUGAAAAAUAUGUUCCAGGUUGUCCAGCCCGAGCGGGCCCUAUAUAUCCAGGCCAACAACUGCGUGGAGGCCAAGGCCUGGACUGACGUCCUCACCAAGGUGAGCCAGCGCAACCAGCGGCGCCUCACUGUCUACCACCCGUCCGCCUACCUCAAUGGCCACUGGCUCUGCUGUAAGGCCUCCUCCGACGUGGCCACUGGCUGCACCCCCUGCACUGGCGGCCUCCCAGCAAACAUCCAGCUGGACAUUGACGGGGACCGAGAGACGGAGCGGAUUUACUCCCUGUUCAAUUCGUACCGGAGCAAACUGGAGAAGAUGCAAGAGGCCUGUGGGAGCAGGUCAGUGUACGACGGACCCGAGCAGGAAGAAUACUCCUCCUUCCUCAUCGACGACCCCCAGGAGACCUACAAGACACUGAGGCAGAUCCUGGCUGGGGUCACCACCCUGGAGCAGGAGCAUGCCCAGUACAGGAGGGACAAGUUCAAGAAGACCAAGUAUGGCAGCCAGGAGCACCCUAUUGGAGACAAGAGUUUCCAGAGCUACAUCUGUCAGCAGUCGGAGACAUCCACCCAUUCCAUCUGAGCCCGAGUCAUGGGACAAGGCAGAUCUGGGGCCAACGGCAGUCCACGGUGUGGAGCAUUGGGCCCACGGUGGGUGGGUGGGAUUUUUGAGCACAUACUUGAUGUCAUAUGGUUCGGUUUGCUGGUCUCUGGUCAUUCCGGACCCCGCUGGCCUUGUUCCUGUCUGGAAGGGCCAUCUGAAAAGACUCAGCGGUGCAGCAAAGCUACGGGGGUCACGCUCCCAUUCGGGAAUCCAGGGUCCAGUCUUCUCUCCCGCCGGCCAGUCAUCCCUGCCCACUCUGAGCUGUGCCCAGGCUCUGAGCAGCAGGUGGGGGCCAUGCAGUCCCCACAUGGAGCCCACACUGUGGGGCUGGCGACACACACUUCACUUCACGUUCUCUUCAAGCUCUUUUCUUAACGUUUUUAAAGGACUUUUUACAACUCGCUUUGAUACUGAGUCACUCAAAACACGUAGGUCUGUGCAAAAGAUGCCAUGGCGGCCACCACUGGGCUGGAGUCAGAGGGAAGCAAACUCCAAGGGGAGGCUCCCGUUCGGCCUGGAAUGGCCGUGGGGAGGCGAGCUCUGAGCACAAGCUUCGGGAAGGCUCGUUGCAGGCUCCUGCUCUCCUUGAAAAACACCUCAUCACGCGAAGACGAUUGAUUGUACAAGAGGCUCGAGCAAAGAAAAUCUGGAAAGGAAAUCAUAGCUGUUUGGCUACAGGGAACUAAAACUUUUUAUGUGGAUUUGUAACUGAAUGUUUCUGCUACAAGAUACUAAUGGCUUGUGAUGUAUUUUACUGGCCAAUUAAACAGACAUUGUAUUCUUUCUGAA
This is a messenger RNA of Suncus etruscus (white-toothed pygmy shrew), 3402 nucleotides long. RefSeq names its product RAS p21 protein activator 3 (gene RASA3). The record is from RefSeq and is a predicted model, not a curated record. Bases 88 to 2592 code for a protein of 834 amino acids. The transcript has 24 exons. Gene Ontology annotation, biological process: regulation of GTPase activity; intracellular signal transduction. Lineage: Eukaryota; Metazoa; Chordata; Mammalia; Eulipotyphla; Soricidae.